This is a messenger RNA of Funneliformis mosseae, 347 nucleotides long. The record is from the annotation of a GenBank genome assembly. NCBI's taxonomy places the organism in Eukaryota, Fungi, Glomeromycota, Glomeromycetes, Glomerales, Glomeraceae.
AAACAAUGUGGCCUACUCUCGAAGAAUUUAAAACCAAUCUUAAAAAUUGGCUUAAAGCCAAUCAUUCAUCUUAUAUAAGUGAAGUAGCUCUUAAAGAAAAUGAAGGAUAUAAGAGGGAUAUACGCUGCUGCAAAUGGAAGAAAUCGAAUAAAGUCAGGAAAUGCUACAAUAGAUUAUAUGAUAAUAAUAAUAAUUCGAUAGAAAAUAUUGCUAAAUACGCGUUUUCUAAUAUUUCUGAAGACGAUGAAUCAUUUAAUGAUAUAUAUACAUACACGACAGCUAUCUGUAAUAUAGUCUUGAACCCAGAAUAUCCAGAGCUUGAGUGUGCGAAAAAACCUCUAGAAUGA